Messenger RNA from Pseudozyma hubeiensis SY62, 2010 nucleotides. RefSeq lists its product as hypothetical. Gene Ontology annotation, biological process: activation of GTPase activity. Gene Ontology annotation, molecular function: GTPase activator activity. Bases 1 to 2010 code for a protein of 669 amino acids. Gene Ontology annotation, cellular component: Golgi apparatus. The transcript is spliced from 2 exons. NCBI's taxonomy places the organism in Eukaryota, Fungi, Basidiomycota, Ustilaginomycetes, Ustilaginales, Ustilaginaceae. The record is from RefSeq and is a predicted model, not a curated record.
AUGGCACCCGCACCCUCGUCAUCGCGAGGCGGACAGGCGAGGAGGCCGGGCGACUUUGACGACCAGGCUUGGGGCAUCGAAUCCGACGACGACGACUUUGUCACGCAGAUUGCACCUCGAACCAACGUUCCUCGAAGCCUCAAAGCUUCAUCCCGUUCCUCUUCCUACUCUUCCACAAAUCAACAGCGACAGCAGCAUCAGCCGAACGACCCGACACGACCGCAACAGGAUCGCAGCCAUGCUUCGUCCUCCUCGCUCCAUAGCACCUCGUCGGCUCAGACCUCGACCACGUCCGCGAUGCCUGUCGCGCGCGGCGGGUCUCGCACUCGGCGUACCAGUUGGACCGUGAUCGACAAGCAGCACGGAGGCUCAGGCUCGCUCGACCAGACCCCGAUCGCAGGCAGCCCGCCCACAGAUCUGGCGGAUGCGAUGGCAGUGGGUCUCGAUCUCGAUCGUAGCAACAUCGGCGGCGGUACUGCUGCUGGCUUCCAGCUCGUAGACGAUGAUCCCAAGCUGGCGAGCGGUAGCGAAACCGAGAACGUGGACCUCGACACGGGCAAGACGGUUCGCCGUCGACGUUUGCCCGGCACCGCGAACAAGCCGAGCUCUGGUACGAGCGAAGCAGAGACACUUCGCCGGUCGCUUCGCAGCGACCUGGAUCACCUUGUGCGAGAUCCCUCCCACGCCUUGACACGCCUCGCUGCGCGGUGGUCCUCGUCUCCGCACCGCUCCAGCCCUUCUACCGACCAAGCUUCAGAUUCCGCCCGACCGCUCACGACCACCAGCCGGCUCGGCGUCGCGCCAACGCCAACAAAGCAGGACUUCACCUUUGAUCCCAUCGCUGCAGCCGGCGACGGCCUCAUCAUGACCGGUCCGAGCUUCGCCGACGCGGCCGCAGCCAACGACGCAUCGACCGCUUCUGCAUCGUUCGCGGACAGCGCAGACGUCAGCUUUAGCAACGACGGGUACGACAGCACAGACGAAACGCAGAACGGGAGCGGCAGCAAAGGGAGCGUCUCGCGCAAACGCAGUGUGCGCUCUUCGCGACGUCGGCAACAGCUGCUCAGCUGUCUGUCCAAGCAGAGCGUCGACAUUGCUGUGCUUCGCACACUUGCUUGGGCCGGUGUCCCCGACGAGCUGCGACCCAUGGUCUGGCAGCUGCUGCUCGGCUACCUUCCCGCAGUAGCAUCCGUCCGUGCGUCGACAUUGUCGCGCAAACGUGCCGAGUACGCCGCCGGUGUCGAGCUCGCCUUUGCCAAGGGCAUCGCAGCGCUCGACCAAGCCAUCUGGCACCAGAUCCACAUCGACGUCCCUCGCACCAACCCGGGCAUCCGUCUAUGGCAGCGCCAAGCAACACAACGCUCCCUCGAACGCAUCUUGUACGUUUGGGCGAUUCGACACCCAGCUAGCGGCUACGUACAAGGCAUCAACGACCUUGCGACGCCCUUCUUCGAGGUGUUUUUGAGCUCCUACAUCGACUCGGACCCCGAGAUGUUUGAUGUCGGCUUGCUGCCUGCCAACGUGCUCGAGGCAAUUGAAGCCGACACGUUCUGGUGCCUCUCGAAACUUCUGGAUGGCAUUCAGGACAACUACAUCUUUGCACAGCCGGGCAUUCAGCGGCAGGUGCGUCGUCUGGGCGAGCUCGUAGCGCGUAUCGAUGCGCCUCUGCAUGCACAUUUGCAGGAGCAGGGCGUCGAGUACAUGCAGUUCGCUUUUCGAUGGAUGAACUGCUUGUUGAUGCGCGAGAUGAGCGUACGCAACAUCAUCCGCAUGUGGGACACCUAUCUGGCGGAAGGCCCUGACGCAUUCUCCGAUUUCCAUCUCUACGUAUGCUCCGUGUUCUUGCACAAAUGGACGGACAAGCUGCGCACAAUGGACUUUCAAGGGAUCAUCAUGUUCCUACAGUCGUUGCCUACGCAAACUUGGUCGGACAAGGAUGCAGAGAUGCUCCUCAGCGAGGCUUUUAUGUACAAGACGCUGUUUGGUAACACGGCGCACCUGAACAAGUGA